This is a messenger RNA of Lathyrus sativus (Indian pea), 798 nucleotides long. The record is from the annotation of a GenBank genome assembly. NCBI's taxonomy places the organism in Eukaryota, Viridiplantae, Streptophyta, Magnoliopsida, Fabales, Fabaceae.
AUGGAUCGGUCACCAUCGGAGAAGAAGCUCAUACUCGUCAACCGCGAACCGAACGGCAUCGCGGUGAUUACAAUCAACCGUCCCGACGCUCUCAACUCGCUGACUCGGGCGAUGAACGUGGACAUGGCUCAAGCUUUCAAGAGCCUGGACCGGGAUGAAUCCGUUCGGGUGAUUAUACUAACCGGAUCAGGUCGUUCAUUCUGUGCCGGCGUUGACCUCACCGCGGCGGAGGAUGUUUUCAAGGGCGAUGUUAAGGAUCCGGAGAGUGAUCCGGUCGUGCAAAUGGAGCGGUGCCGGAAACCAAUUAUUGGUGCUAUCAAAGGAUUUGCAGUUACAGCUGGUUUCGAGAUUGCGCUUGCUUGUGAUAUCUUGGUUGCUGCCAAGGGAGCCAAAUUCAUGGACACUCAUGCUAGAUUUGGGAUAUUCCCGUCGUGGGGUCUGUCUCAGAAGCUUUCCCGCAUUAUAGGAGUAAAUAAAGCCCGGGAGGUUUCGCUUACGGCCACGCCUUUGACUGCAGAGGUAGCUGAAAAGUUGGGUUUGGUGAAUCAUGUUGUUGAGGAGAGUGAAUUAAUGAAGAAAAGCAAAGAAAUUGCAGAAGCUAUUGUGAAAAAUAACCCAGACUUGGUGUUGAAGUACAAGUCAGUGAUAAAUGAUGGCAUUAAGCUUGAUCUUGGCCAUGCUCUUUCUCUUGAAAAGGAGAGGGGCCAUGACUAUUAUAAUGGAAUGACCAAGGAGCAAUUCAAGAAAAUGCAGGAAUUCAUAGCAGGAAGAAGUUCCAAGAAACAGUCCAAAUUAUAA